Molecule: messenger RNA, 902 nt
Organism: Jaminaea rosea
Lineage: Eukaryota; Fungi; Basidiomycota; Exobasidiomycetes; Microstromatales
Exons: 4
Coding region: 371-826 (151 amino acids)
Source: RefSeq, a predicted model, not a curated record
CGCAACGUCAGACGUCUCACCUUACUCGUUCCCGCCAUCUACGACCUGCAUCCUCAUCCCAGCUCCUCCUUGCCCUUUCCGAAGAUCAGUACGCACCUUCGAUUACAAGACCUCCGCCAGCCAUGCACCACAACAAUUCAAGCCAAGGCAAGGCAAUGCAACUUCUUCUCCCUCUCCUCGCCCUACUCCUGAUCUCAGGCUCUCGAUUGUCGAAUGCCUUUCCCACGCCAGACCUCUUUGCCCGCUACUCGUCUCCAGCUGAAAUUCCAUCAGUCUGCGCAAAGAAGGAUUACUUUUGCCUCACGUACAUACCGCACGCAAUGGGGUCAUUGCUGGUCGAGUCUCACGCUGAUUGUAGUCGCUACUCGACAUGUCCGCCAUUGCAGGGUGCAGAGCCUCAAUUCGGCGCUCGUCGGCUUCCACACAAAGCACUGCGGUGUUCAUCAGACGAUCGAUCAUGACGGCUAUAGCUGGCGCACGUUCGUCUUCAAUGGCAGAUGCUCCGGUGAAGUGCUGUACGUGUCCCUCCGCAUCUCGUCUGCGCAUCAUGACUUCUGCGCUCAUGUCCUUUUCCCCCUUUUCGUGUAGUAUGAGCUGCCAAGUCACCCCGACCGGGCUGGUGGAGCAGAUCCCUUUCUCCUUCGGUUUCGGCACUAUUGGUCCUAAGAAAGACCGUCACGCCUCGUUCAUUCAUGCCGGUGCGCCCGGCAUCGUUGGGAAAGAUUCCUACGGCAAUCACAUGGAUGGCAAUGGAAUGGUAGGAAGUAAGCGGCUCAACAAUGGUCGCUGGUGGGUCAACUUUCAGGUCUGGUGUAGCAUGUGGUGAAUGGGAUUGCAGCGCUGCUCUACAACCCAGGUUCAUUUGUGCCGUCACGCUGAUGCAGCGAUGACUGCCACACAAA